Loxodonta africana (African savanna elephant) is the source of this 924-nucleotide messenger RNA. Its product is annotated as olfactory receptor 8K5-like. The record is from RefSeq and is a predicted model, not a curated record. Gene Ontology annotation, molecular function: G protein-coupled receptor activity; odorant binding; olfactory receptor activity. Gene Ontology annotation, biological process: G protein-coupled receptor signaling pathway; sensory perception of smell. The coding region runs from base 1 to 924 and encodes 307 amino acids. Lineage: Eukaryota; Metazoa; Chordata; Mammalia; Proboscidea; Elephantidae. The transcript has a single exon. Gene Ontology annotation, cellular component: membrane.
AUGGGCCAACAGAAUCUAACAUUACUGACUGAAUUCAUUCUAAUGGGAGUCACAAGGCACCCUGAGUUGCAGCACCCGCUUUUUGGGGUGUUUCUCCUCAUCUACAUGAUCACAGUGGUGGGCAACCUGGGCAUGAUCAUCUUGACCAAGAUGGAUUCCCGCCUACGCACACCUAUGUAUUUUUUCAUCAGACACCUGGCCUUCAUUGAUCUUGGUAAUUCUACUGUCAUUUGUCCCAAGAUGUUAGUAAAUUUUGUUGUGGAUAAAAAUACCAUUUCUUAUUAUGCAUGUGCCACACAGAUGGCUUUCUUCAUUUUGUUCAUUAUCAGUGAACUUUUUAUCCUUUCGGCCAUGGCCUAUGACCGCUAUGUGGCUGUCUGUAACCCUCUGCUCUACAAUGUUAUCAUGUCCCAAAGACUUUGCCAUGUGCUGGUGGGCAUUCCAUAUCUCUACAGUGCCUUUCAGUCUGUGAUGUUAACCAUUAAGACUUUUACAUCCAUCUUCUGUGGCUCUAAUGUCAUCUGUCAUUUCUACUGUGAUAAUGUUCCCUUGUUUUCUAUGCUUUGCUCAAAUUCACAAGAAAUAGAAUUGAUGCUUAUAAUAUUUUCAGCAUUUAAUUUGAUAACCUCCCUCCUGGUUGUCCUGCUCUCCUACCUGCUGAUUCUGAAAGCCAUAUUUCGAAUGCAUCCUGCCAAGAGCAGGAUAAAAGCUUUCUCCACAUGUGGUUCUCAUCUGACAGUGGUGGUUGUGUUUUAUGGGACUCUAUUAUUUAUGUAUGUGCAACCCAAAUCUGCUCACUCAUAUGAUACUGGCACAAUGGCCUCUGUCUUUUACACUUUAGUCACCCCCAUGCUUAACCCUUUGAUAUAUAGCUUGAGGAACCAAGAGGUAAAAAGUGCCUUCCAUAGGGUUUUUAAAAAUUGA